Molecule: messenger RNA, 860 nt
Organism: Neocloeon triangulifer
Lineage: Eukaryota; Metazoa; Arthropoda; Insecta; Ephemeroptera; Baetidae
Product: intraflagellar transport protein 20 homolog
Exons: 4
Coding region: 131-514 (127 amino acids)
Biological process (GO): intraciliary transport; centrosome localization; protein localization to cilium
Cellular component (GO): cilium; intraciliary transport particle B; Golgi apparatus
Source: RefSeq, a predicted model, not a curated record
UUCGCACGUGAAAAAUAAAAUAUAAGAAAGGGUGUUGCCUGGCGGCGGGCACACCUUCUUCCGUACCUGUGCAUUUCGAAUUCCUGCUCUUGUGUCGUCGGCCACAGAAGAAACAGACGCUAACGUGGAAAUGACCGCCAGCAAGUUGGGCCUGAAAUUCGACGACCUUGGCAGGGUGCGGGUCGUCGACGAGGACACUGCAAACGCGACCAAAGAACUGCACGAGCAGAGCAGCGAACUACUCGAGAACAUCGGCAAGUAUCAGAAAAUCGCCGAAGACUUGGUUUCCGUGUCCGAAACUUUGGCCGAGCAGGUGGAGCGAGAAAAACUGACCGCUUUGCAGUCCAACAUCAAAUUGCAGCACGAGGUGGAGCACCGAGAAAUGCUCAAACACCAACUCCAGAUGCAGAUUCUGGAAAAACAAUCGGAACUGGAACGUCUGAAUGCCGAGUACCACAAUUUGCAAAGAGUUGAGCAGGAACAACAGGACAUGAUUGAUCAGCUAGCAGCCUAAAUUUAGUAAAUUUUGAACACAGAUUUCGACUUGAGACUUCAUUUUAUUGACAGAAAUAAUUCCGUUGUUACCCACAAAGCCUCACUAAUAAUCUAAAAACAUCUUGAUGCGAGCUAAGAGAGACAGAAAGGUGAAUCAUCCACCAAUGGAAAUUAAGCGUUUGCUUCAUUAUUUCUUGAGAAUUAUUACAUUCAGCAACCAGCGCGUUUUUCAUAUACUCAUGUAAGCACAAACUCUCAAUUUUUUCACACACCAAGGGACUAUUUUAUAAAUUAUGGCAAAGGAAAUAUCAAGUGAUGUGUAUGAAAAAAAAAAUCAAGAUACCAGCUGGAACAACGAGUGAAAA